Messenger RNA from Osmia lignaria (orchard mason bee), 2289 nucleotides. Its product is annotated as serine protease inhibitor 88Ea. The record is from RefSeq and is a predicted model, not a curated record. NCBI's taxonomy places the organism in Eukaryota, Metazoa, Arthropoda, Insecta, Hymenoptera, Megachilidae. Gene Ontology annotation, molecular function: serine-type endopeptidase inhibitor activity.
UGGUCGAGGAGCCAGUUCAAGGCAUCCCGGCUCCGCUUUUCACUCAGCAUUUCAGUCCAGCUUCGUUGUGAGAAACAAUCGGACGUUUUUUCGUUACUUUACAAGAGUUUCACUUGGGUACAACUUCAUCUACGAAAUGUUUUUUAAACCGUUAACGUCGGCGUUAGCAGCGGUGUUCUUGUUAAACACCGUCUCAGCACAAUGUCUCACCGGAAACGACAAUCCUCCGACCAUGAACGCAAAGUCGAGGGAGGGAGUGACCGAUUCUCGUUUCGGUUUCGCCCUCGACACCCUGAAGAAAACGGUGCAAAUCGAGCCGAGUGACAAUAUCUUCUACAGUCCUCACAGUCUUCAUCAGGCAUUGACCUUGGCGUACUUCGGUGCUCGAGGCACCACCGAGGAAUCCUUGAGGAAAGCUUUGCAUAUACCAAUCGAUCUCUCCAAGGUCGAUGUGCAGAGAUACUAUGCCUUCGAGAACUCCGUUAAACAAAGCUCAGAGAACAAUGGAUCGGCUGAUUAUGAAUAUAGAUCAGCAAAUAGAUUAUGGAUAUCAAACGCGAGAAAAGUACGAGAAUGUAUGCUGGAUCUGUUCGGCGAUCAAUUGGAGAAAACCGAUUUCCGUACAAACCCUGGCGCUGUACGCGAUCAUAUCAAUGAAUGGGUCAGUAACAUGACGAAAGGACAUAUUCGUGAUCUUCUCUCUUCCGAUAGUGUCACCGAAGACACUGACUUAGUAUUAGCCAACGCAGUUUACUUCAAAGGACCCUGGUUGAGUCGUUUCGAUGUGGCUAAUUCUAAGAAGGACCUCUUUUAUACUUCCGGUUCGCAGCAUUCCAUGGCUACGUUCAUGCGACAAGAAGGAAACUUCAACCAUGUGAUUUCCGAAGUGCUCGGCGCCCACGUGUUAGAGUUGCCUUACAAAGGCGAGCAAGUAUCGAUGUUCGUCCUGCUUCCUCCGUUCGCUACCGCAAGAUCCAUGGACGAUAAACAGAAAUCGAACGAGCGAGAUGGAGUACGUCAGCUGAUCGAACGCAUUUCAACCGAGGCAGGAUCCGCGGAACUUCGCGACCUUUUGGAUUCCGGUAUCCCUCCUCAACAAGUCGAAGUCAUUCUACCACGAUUCGAAGUAGAAAAGGAACUUCCGUUGGGAACGUUGUUGCACGCAAUCGGCGCAGGCGAAUUAUUGAUGCCCAACAUGGCAAAUCUUCGUGGUUUUGUCGAAGACGGUGAAACGCCCUUGUCUCUUGGUGAUGCUGUGCAUCGGGCACGCAUCGAAGUCACCGAGGAGGGUACCACAGCAGCAGCCGCUACUGCUCUCUACACCUUCCGUUCUGGUCGGCCAUUGCAACCGGCCGUUUUCGAUGCCAAUCAUCCGUUCGUUUACCUAAUUUAUGAUAAACCAAUGCGUACCAUUCUUUUCAGCGGAGUUUUCCGCACUCCCAAUGCCCCACAGAAUACGGCUGAGAAUUCCGCCUAAACUCGUUCUUUUUUUUUUAUUUGUUUUGAGCGGGUUUCGUUUUAGUAAUUUGGGCUGCAUUGGUAGAGUGCGUCUAGUAAUUCUAAUAGUAAUAUUCUUCUAUUACUUCACUAUACUAGUGCUACUCUACAACUUUACCAAUGUUUCCUAAAUUUCACCCUCGAACGGCGGAGUCUGGGUCAAUCGAGACACAAACUUAUAAAAUUUGUACAAGGAUAUUAAAUUGAAAUUAAAAGUACAAUUUGUUAAUGAAAGGAUUUAAUAUAUUGGAAGAAUUAAUUUUAAGGGAACAGUGUAACAUUUAGACAAUGAUAAUAAUAUGUAGUGCAAAAUUGAAUUAGAAUUAGGUGUCUCUCUAUGGUCCGCCAUUCAAGGGUUAAUGAACGAGUGAGAUUUGAAUGUAUGCGAGAGUUGUUCGUUGUGUUUUUUAUCUUAUAGAAAGAGAAUAAUUAGAUACUUUUCGCAGAGUAUUAAUUUUAAGUGUAAAAUUAAAAUUCUGUUGUCACACGUAACGACUAAUUCAGAAGUUUUUCAGAUAAUUAUGAGAACAUUCAUUAGUGCUAUGCGAGAAACUAAAUGUGUGUGAGUUUCGUGAUAUUUCUGGCCGUGUGUAAACAUUUGAGUGCCGAUAAGGAUCAUCCAAUGAUCGUAUUUAAUUUUCAUCGAGUGAGAAGAAAAAUUCUAAUUUGUAUCGCUUACUAUAAUUUAUUCUUGUUAUAUACGUCAAAACAAAAAACACGAAGAAAAGGAUGAGUAUUAUGUCAAGUUUUUCUAUACUCAAACAGUCUAAUCAAAAUUUUUCAAUUUCAAAA